CAAACAAGCAGUUAAGAAAAAGAUGCAGAAUGUGCGUGUGCGCGUGUGUGCACUGAUGCUGAAUGAUGAUGAUGAUGAUGAUGAUGAUGCAGCAUUAAAAGUCAAAAAUGUCCACUUCCACUGGAGGGUAGGAGCUGCAGCUGCCGUCAGCCGCAAAUCGAGCACCUUCCCCGGGCGUGGUGUGGCGAGGAGAGCCGCUGCAGUGGAGAUCCAAGGUGUGACGAGCCAUGCCGACUGCGAUCCUGCAGCCUCCCGUGCCGCUGGCGGCGCUCUCCCGCUGGUACCUGUACGCUAUCCACGGCUACUUCUGUGAGGUCAUGUUCACGGCGGCGUGGGAGUUCGCCGUGAACCGCGACUGGAAGUUCCCGGGCGUGACGAGCGUGUGGGCGCUCUUCAUCUACGGCACGUGCAUCCUGACGGUGGAGCGCAUGUACCUGUACCUGCGCGGGCACUGCCACGUGUUGGUGCGCUGCCUCAUCUACACGCUGUGGACGUACAUGUGGGAGCUGAGCACGGGGCUGCUGCUGCGCCAGUUCCACGCCUGCCCCUGGGACUACUCCGCCUUCCGCUACAACUUCCUGGGCCUGAUUACGGCCGAGUACGCGCUGCCGUGGUUCUGCGCCUCCUUCAUCGUGGAGCGCCUGGUCAUCCGCAACACGCUGCGCCUGCGCUUCCAUCAGGGCGCCGACGACGGCUGGGGGCGGAGCUACCUCAGCGGCUUGUUGUCCGGCAAUAACAGCUUCCUCAAAUUGGAGUGAGAACUCCUGCAGGGGGCGGGGACUACCUGGCGACAUCGACGCAAAACCCGCCCCCCCCCCCUCACUUUUCCUGCAUGAAAACAAGGAAAACAUGAAAUCUCUUCAUCAUUGUCAUCAUCAUGACCUCUGACCCCUCACAGGAUUACUCUUCCAAUGACUUGAAGAAAAGGGACAAAACAAUCUUCCUUGCACAUAUUUACUCUUUUUUUAGUAACCUCAAAGCCUGAAAGUGUUCCAUGUGUGUCCAAAAUAAACUUUACAAAAACAUUCUGCAGAAAAUGCAAAGAAAAAAAAAUAAAAUCUACAAAACCCAAAACUAGUGAAGUUAGCACGUAGUGUAAAUGGUAAAUAAAAACAGUUGAGCUCAUAGGACUAGUUAGUACAAUCCCUCAGAUUGAUCAGCACUUAGUGUGGACAGGGGGGGUUAGGGGCAAAAGCUUCGUUGGGGUCUUCAGGUGGGCACCCCCCUUCAUUGGUGUUUUGUUGAUAGACCCACGACACCUCCGCAGGGCUCAACGGCGACAUCUGGUGUCCCAGGUGUGCCCCCCUCUGCCUUUACCCCUACAUGUCAUUUUUCAGCCCAGUUGGGUCCUUUCUCUUGAUCCAUAUCCAUCUGCUACUUCGUUUGGCAGCAUCCGACAGCGAUUUGACAGUCCGCCGGAAGGCCUGACCUCUCACUCCCAUUCCUUUCAGAAGCUUGGUUGUGGACGUGGCAACGAAGCCUCUGCACCCAACUUCAACUAGGAGCACACAAGCACGCCAGCCGGCUGCUAUGUCCGGAUACCUCAGUUGUUUGUGCUCAUAUGCUUCACCAACUGCUGCUUCCCAUGGCACAGUUAAUUCAACAACGAACAGUGUUCUGGUAGGUUGACCACAAGACCAGGUCCGGCCUGAAGCUGUUUGUAAUGAUCUCAGGCGGGAAGAUUAGUUUCUGGUCUAAGUCAACCUGCAUUUUCCAGUCCCGGGGAGAGUCCAGAAGGGUUAGCUCCACUCUUGCAGAUGGUUUUGCUGGGAGUUGUCCUGGAGCGAACAGAGUGCUGAUUUAAUGACUAGGAAUUGGGGGAAGGGAGGGUCUUCAUAGGCGCCGAUCUACAUUUCUGCCAGUGGGUGCUCGAACUGGCGGUAAAUCUGACACUACUUUUCUGUGCAUGCGUGGUUUUGGCUUGGUGUUGAGAAAUAAUUUGCCAUCAAUCCCACGUGGGUGCUCGGCAUUGUCCGUGGGUCCUCAGGCCCUGAAGCACCCACGGGAUCGGCGCCUACGGCCUUGUUGGUAUUUUUUCCCUUUCUUCCAGGGUGAUUGCCAGUUGUCUUAGGUGUAGCGACCUUGAGACAAAACUGAUUUUGCAGCCGGUGAGAACGAGUGUUACAGGGGUUUGACAGAGUGCAAAAGAAGGCUCUUCUCCAAACCAUUGGUUUAAGUUCUUGGGUGUGGGAAGAACAUCGUGGGUAGCUCUGAUGAAGCUGAUUUGGCUCCCUUCCAUUUCCCAAAGUUCCUUCCAUGUGAGCUUACGAUGCUCCAGGUUUUCCCAGCUAGACCAUUGUCCCUGUUUGGACUGUGCCACUGCUGUUGCACAUCUGUCUGCCUCCUCUUGUUGCUGAACCUGAUCAACUAGCUUUCUCCCCUGGGCUGAUGUUGCCUGGUGCCAUGUAGGUCGACUAGCUCCAAGUCCAAACCCACCUCUUCCGUGCUGCACUAGUCCCACAAUGUCUCCAUGCCUGAGAAGAUUUAGCUUGCUGCACGGCAUCAUAUGGGAUCCAUUUCCUCCCAGUUGCUAGUCUGGGAGCAACCGCUUGGAUCACCUCAUCUUGAGACUCAAUCAGGGACAUGCUGAGUCUCACCUUGGUGCAUUUAACUCCGUGAGGCUAGAGAUGGGCAGUUCCAGGGCACCAUUAUCAUAUAGGCCGAUGCACCGCGGGAGGCCAAGCCAUUUCUUGACUGUUCUCUCCAGCUUCUCGACUUUGGUCAUGGGGAUCUCGUAGACUGUUAUUGGUUGGCUACAUCAAACGGGGGAGCAAUUCAAACUGUAGGCACCACAGUUUCAACUUGCCAGAAAGUAAGGUAUUGUCUAUGUGGACAAGACCUUUGAUGGUUUCUUUCCUCAGCUGAUCGAUCUGGUCCGAUUCUUUAAAGCUUACGUUGUACGAUCGCCCUAGACUCUUGACUGGCAGAAUACAACGAUUUGCAAAUCCUUUUCAACUUAUAUUCCAUUGAAUGGACUGCAAAGACAAGAUAUGUAAUGUUCGAACUGAGAAACAAAUUUUUUUUGCAAAUAAUCAAUGACAGCAACACUGUCAGGGGUCAGACAAGGAGG
Entelurus aequoreus (snake pipefish) is the source of this 3070-nucleotide messenger RNA. Its product is annotated as transmembrane protein 229b-like. Bases 228 to 758 code for a protein of 176 amino acids. Lineage: Eukaryota; Metazoa; Chordata; Actinopteri; Syngnathiformes; Syngnathidae. The transcript is spliced from 2 exons. The record is from RefSeq and is a predicted model, not a curated record.